GUACAUAUGGGACAGUUUUCAAGGCAAAGAAUCGGGAAACCCAAGAAAUUGUGGCUUUGAAAAGAGUACGCCUGAACACAGAUGAUACUGGCAUCCCUGCCUCAGCAUUAAGAGAAAUUGGCUUCCUGAAAGAGCUUCAUCACAAGAAUAUCAUCUGCCUGAUGGAUGUCCUCUUGAAUCCUAAUGAUCACCGUCUCACUCUGAUCUUUGAGCAUUGUGACCAGGACCUCAAGAAAUACUUUGACUGUCUAAAUGGGGAAAUAGAUCCUGAUAUUGUCAAGAGCUUUAUGUUUCAACUGCUUCGUGGUCUUGACUUCUGCCACAGCCGCAACAUCCUCCACAGAGACUUGAAACCUCAGAAUCUCCUCAUCAACAAAAAUAACGAGCUGAAGUUAGCUGAUUUUGGGCUGGCCCGUGCAUUUGGCAUCCCUGUGCGCUGCUACUCUUCAGAAAUGGUCACGCUCUGGUACAGACCUCCAGAUGUUCUAUUUGGAGCCAAUCUUUAUAACACAAGCAUUGACAUGUGGAGUGCUGGCUGCAUAUUUGCUGAGCUCGCCAAUGCUGGCCGACCACUCUUUCCUGGUAAUGAUGAAGACGAUCAACUGAAGCGAAUAUUUAAGCUGCUGGGGACACCCACGCCAGAGACGUGGCCAGGCAUGAGCAGCCUACCCGACUACCGCCCCAUGCCCCACUACCCCGUCACCAUCAGCUUCAGUCAACUCUGUCCCAAGCUCAACGCUAAGGGCAGAGACGUACUACAGCGACUCCUGGUGUGCUGUCCAGACCUGCGCAUAAGCGCUGACGACGCCAUGUGCUUCCCCUACUUUGCCGACGUGCCUGCCAGCGUUCGCAGUGCGGCGUAGCGACGCUAAAUAUUCUAGUUCACCUCAACACUGUUAUUUAUUCAUACUCAUGUCUUUAUGUUAUGCUCUUAUUACGAAAAUAGUAAUUCGUGAGUUUACUAUCUGUAAUUUCGUAAUUAUAAUGGCAUGGCUGAUUGCUCCAUGAAACGAGUUCCUAAUUUGUUCGUACUUUUAAAUAGUUUCGAAAGUUCAUCUAAGUUUAUAAACUAUUUCCAAGUACUUAUGUCGGCUGUCAAUGUUCUAAGAGCACUCUAGUUGCCAUCAGUCUGAAGAUGAAGAGCUUGUUGCCACUUGUCCUAAAACAUCCAUUAAAAUAUUUCCACGAAAUUCUGAUACUUGUUUCUUAAGUUUGUGUUAAAAUUUCUGUUAUAACACAGAAAUAAGUUCGUUUUGAAUUAAUGGAAAUUUCUAGUGGUUAUUUAUGACCAUUUGUUUAAUGCUAUUCAUAACAUUUCAAAUAAGGACUUGGAAGUGUACCUGAUUAUUGAUAAUUGUUUUGAAAUUUUAAGCUAAUAAUUACCUGUACAUUUUUUUUAUCCUUGAUGCCAAAGUACGUAAUUACAGUGGUAUUUUAAUACCCUUGUUGACAUGGCUAACAAAAAAGCUUCGUUGCUGCAGGGGUGAGAAGUUGGUUCUCAUAGGGUGUCUGGACAAGCCCUCAGGUCCCCAGUCCUGGACACUAGAUUCUUCAUUCGUUAUAGACCCUUCAUUUGUUAAAAUAAUAUUUUAGCUUUAAAAGUUUUUCAUGGCCAUGUUGAGCUUACGGUCGUACCUUCACUUAAAAAGUUUAUUUGAUUUUUACUGC
Hyalella azteca is the source of this 1668-nucleotide messenger RNA. Its product is annotated as cyclin-dependent-like kinase 5. The record is from RefSeq and is a predicted model, not a curated record. NCBI's taxonomy places the organism in Eukaryota, Metazoa, Arthropoda, Malacostraca, Amphipoda, Hyalellidae. Gene Ontology annotation, molecular function: cyclin-dependent protein serine/threonine kinase activity; ATP binding. Gene Ontology annotation, cellular component: nucleus; cytoplasm. Gene Ontology annotation, biological process: protein phosphorylation; axonogenesis; neuron apoptotic process.